Messenger RNA from Rotaria sordida, 1197 nucleotides. The record is from the annotation of a GenBank genome assembly. Lineage: Eukaryota; Metazoa; Rotifera; Eurotatoria; Philodinida; Philodinidae.
AUGGUGAUUCGUUUCGAAGAUAUACCCGAUGAAUUGUUUUUACUCGUUUGUCGUCAUCUAACUUGGCUCGAAGUAAUGAAUGUAUUCUAUUUAUUGAAUAUUCGUUUUAGACGUACGAUUGCUGAUUAUUGUUACUAUAUUUAUUUACCAUUAAAUUUAACCUAUGUUCAAUUCAAAGAAUAUCGAGACAAAUGGUUGCCCAUGCUCAAACCUCAUACACUUCAUAUUCAAAAAUCCAUACACUAUACAUUACUUCAUCCACUUUUUGAAAAAUGUCUAUCAUCGCUCGAUACACUUGUCAUAUGGUCAGUCAAAUCUAAUUUAAAUCCACUCCCACCUCUUUCACUCAAAUAUCUUCGUAUUCAUUUCGACAGUGGCUACGAUCAUUGUUAUAAGUCCAUUUAUCAUUAUUUUCUCAAUGCAUCCUCUCAACUCACACAUAUACAUAUUACUGUGAAGUAUGUCCAUGGUAUUCGAGUAUGGAAAAAUGAACAGUGUCUUAAUGGUCCACCGUCCAUUGAACCUAUCUAUUUGCCUCUUCUUGUCAAUGUUAAUCUGCAUGUUAUGUUAUAUGACGAUAUUGUCCUAUUAUUACCACGUUUAAUCAAUGUUAAAUAUCUUCAAUUGACAAUAAGCAAACCAUUAACAAAGAUGAGAAUCAUGUCAAUAUCAACAUUGAAACGUGUUCAACUCGAUCAUCUAAUUGAUUUUCAAAUGUAUAUUGGUAGCAAUAUGAAUAUCAACGAACAAUCUGUUCCAUUUAGUGAAUUUGUGGUCAUGUGUUUGCCAAUAACAUUGAAUCAUCAACUUCAACGAUAUGCAAUUUCAGUUGAAAUAUCUCAAUUCGAUUCAACUUAUCUGAAUGGUAAUGUCUGGCAUCAAACACUUUUGUCAUCCACAAAUAAUCUAUCCAUUGUUCGUCUGAACCUUUCGUUGCCAGUUGGAUUUGCUCAUCAUCAUCAUCCAACGCUUCUUGCUGAAUAUAUUCAUUGGCUUCCGAACGUUUCUCUUCUCUACAAACAAUAUCGAUCUUAUCAUUUUAACUUUAAUUCAAUAUCAAAACAUAAUUUUGAUAUAAUAUGUUCACAACAUCUAUCAUUUAUUACUGAUCAAAUUAUUAGUCUUAGUCUUUUCGAUAAUGAAAAUACUUCAGGACAAAUAAAUCUAUUUCGAUUUUACAUACUAUCAUUUAGUUAA